This is a messenger RNA of Budorcas taxicolor (takin), 4858 nucleotides long. It is a transcript of the gene ANO6, whose product is annotated as anoctamin 6. Gene Ontology annotation, biological process: chloride transmembrane transport; calcium activated phosphatidylcholine scrambling; calcium activated phosphatidylserine scrambling. Gene Ontology annotation, cellular component: plasma membrane. The transcript is spliced from 20 exons. The record is from RefSeq and is a predicted model, not a curated record. Gene Ontology annotation, molecular function: chloride channel activity; protein dimerization activity. Bases 468 to 3203 code for a protein of 911 amino acids. Lineage: Eukaryota; Metazoa; Chordata; Mammalia; Artiodactyla; Bovidae.
GCGUCUCUCCCUUCUCGCGUAGCAGGUAUCAAAGAAAGCGAGCCCGGGACGUGCCCAUGUAUGAACCUGAAACAGAGAGCCGCCUCGUUCGGAGCUGACGCUCUCGCCUUCCCCCUUCGGCGAGUUCCCCGGCGGGCACAGCGCGGAUACCAGCGGCUCCCUUCUCUCUUCGCCUGACUUCCUUCUGGGAGCUCAUAAACCCGCGGCAGUUCAAUCACUCCGCAGCGAGCCCCGGCGCUCACUGGGCAUGCUCAGUGGCCCGGCCCGGCUCCGGCGGCCAGAGGUUGUCGUGGACGCACCGCUCGGGUCCUGAUUCACCGCGCGCGGGCUGAGCACAGCGGCCCCUGAGCCGGGAGUGAGACGCGCCUUGCCGUCCCUGCCCGGGCGCCCGCCCCGUCAGAGAGCCGAAGUUCCGGACUCCAGGGAGCCCCCAACUUUGCGCCAAGUUCCGAGCUGCGGGGGGAGACAUGCCCAUGAUGACCAGGGACGUUCUGCUAGAAAUGGAGCUGGAGGAGGACGACGAAGAAGACGGGGAUAUCGCCUUGGAAAACCUUGAACAGACAAUUGUCUCUGGUUUUGGAUCAUUGAAAAGUCAGCAGGACUUCCGAACCCCGGAGUUUGAAGAAUUUAAUGGAAAACCUGACUCCCUCUAUUUCAAUGAUGGUCAGCGAAGAAUUGACUUUGUUCUAGUGUAUGAAGAUGAAAGUAGAAAAGAGACCAAUAAAAAGGGUUCAAAUGAAAAACAAAGAAGAAAAAGACAAGCAUAUGAAUCUAACCUCAUCUGUGAUGGUCUGCAGCUAGAAGCAACCAGAUCCCUUGUGGAUGACAAGCUCGUAUUUGUAAAAGUACAUGCCCCAUGGGAGGUGCUGUGUACCUAUGCAGAGAUAAUGCACAUCAAACUGCCUCUGAAACCCAAUGAUCUGAAAACCCGGUCCUCAGCCUUUGAUAAUUUCAAUUGGUUUACCAAACUCCUCCAAGUGGAUGAAAGUAUCAUCAAGCCAGAGCAAGAGUUUUUCACUGCCCCAUUUGAGAAGAACCGCAUGAAUGACUUUUACAUUCAAGACAGAGACACAUUCUUCAAUCCAGCCACCAGAAGCCGCAUUGUUUACUUCAUACUUUCUCGGAUAAUGUACCAAGUAAGGGACAAUGUUAAAAAGUUUGGAAUUAACAAACUCGUAAGCUCUGGAAUCUACAAAGCAGCUUUCCCUCUCCAUGAUUGCAACUUCAGCAGCCCAUCGGAGGACCUCAGCUGCCCCAAUGAGCGGUACCUUCUGUACAGGGAAUGGGCUCAUCCUCGAAGCAUAUACAAAAAGCAGCCCUUGGAUCUUAUCAGGAAAUAUUAUGGAGAGAAGAUCGGGAUCUAUUUUGCCUGGCUGGGCUAUUACACUCAGAUGCUUCUCCUGGCAGCCAUCGUGGGAGUGGCUUGCUUUCUCUAUGGAUAUUUCACUCAGAAUAACUGUACAUGGAGCAAAGAAGUUUGUGAUCCCGACAUUGGCGGCCAGAUCAUAAUGUGUCCUCAGUGUGAUAAUGAGUGUCCAUUCUGGUCACUCAAUGUUACUUGCGAGUCCUCAAAGAAAUUGUGCAUCUUUGACAGUUUUGGAACCCUAGUCUUUGCAGUAUUUAUGGGGGUGUGGGUAACCUUGUUUUUGGAGUUUUGGAAGCGGCGCCAGGCAGAACUUGAGUACGAAUGGGACACUGUUGAGUUACAGCAGGAAGAGCAAGCCCGACCAGAAUACGAGGCACGGUGUACUCACGUGGUGAUAAAUGAGAUCACUCAGGAAGAAGAGCGUGUUCCCUUCACCACCUGGGGAAAGUGUAUACGUGUAACCCUCUGUGCCAGUGCUGUCUUUUUCUGGAUCCUGUUGAUCAUUGCUUCCGUUAUUGGGAUCAUUGUCUACAGGCUCUCCGUGUUUGUUAUAUUUUCUGUAAACCUUCGCAAGAUCUCUAAUGGAACAGACCCAAUCCAGAAGUAUGUAACUCCACAGAUGGCCACGUCCAUCACUGCUUCCCUCAUCAGCUUUAUCAUCAUCAUGAUUCUGAACACUAUAUAUGAGAAAGUGGCAAUCAUGAUUACUAACUUUGAACUCCCUAGGACCCAGACUGAUUAUGAGAACAGCUUAACCAUGAAGAUGUUCUUAUUCCAGUUUGUCAACUACUACUCUUCGUGUUUCUACAUCGCAUUCUUUAAGGGCAAAUUUGUGGGUUAUCCAGGAGAUCCAGUUUAUUGGCUGGGAAAAUACAGAAAUGAAGAGUGUGACCCAGGUGGGUGUCUGUUUGAACUGACAACACAGCUGAUAAUCAUCAUGGGAGGAAAAGCAAUCUGGAAUAACAUUCAAGAGGUGUUACUUCCCUGGGUCAUGAACGUGUUUGGACGGUGUCACACCGUUUCAGGAGCAGAAAAGAUAAUCCCACGAUGGGAACAAGACUACCAUCUGCAGCCCAUGGGCAAACUGGGAUUAUUUUAUGAAUAUCUUGAAAUGAUUAUUCAGUUUGGGUUCGUCACCUUAUUUGUGGCCUCUUUUCCACUGGCCCCUCUGUUGGCUCUGGUGAACAAUAUAUUGGAAAUAAGAGUGGACGCAUGGAAACUGACUACCCAGUAUAGACGCAUGGUGCCAGAAAAAGCCCAGGACAUCGGAGCAUGGCAGCCCAUCAUGCAAGGAAUAGCAAUUCUGGCUGUGGUGACCAAUGCCAUGAUCAUUGCAUUCACAUCAGACAUGAUCCCCCGGCUGGUCUAUUACUGGUCCUUCUCCAUCCAGCCGUAUGGGGACCACCCAGACUACACAAUGGAAGGAUACAUCAACAUAAGUCUCUCCAUCUUCAAUAUUGCCGACUUUAAAAGCAGAGUCAAGGAAAGUCCAUACGCUGGGUCUAAAUAUGACACGUGCAGGUAUCGUGAUUUCCGGUACCCUCCUGGACACCAACAAGAGUAUAAACACAACAUCUAUUAUUGGCAUGUGAUUGCAGCCAAGCUGGCUUUUAUCAUUGUCAUGGAGCAUAUCAUCUAUUCUGUGAAGUUUUUCAUUUCAUAUGCAAUUCCAGAUGUAUCGAAAAGCACGAAGAGCAAGAUCAAGAGAGAAAAAUACCUAACCCAGAAGCUUCUUCAUGAGAAUCACCUCAAGGACAUGACCAAAAAUAUAGGAGUCAUCGCUGAGAAGAUGAUAGGAGCAGCAGUAGAGAACAGUUUACGACCAAAAUCCGACUAAGAGCGUAAUGUUCUGAGAAGCACUUUAAAGAAUUUAGCUCUGUCAAAAGUUAUUAUGAAUCACUAAUGAGAAUGUUUAAGUCAAAUCACUUUGGCAAAUAGGAGUCUUAACUAUUGCCAUUUUCAUGCAGAUUGUUUUUCAGUUUCAGCUAGUGAUGCAGGAACUGGAAAAUGUAAAAUUGAGUUCAAGAAGGGCAUAAAACUAAUCACCAGAAAGACCAAAAAUGUUACUUUUUUGGAUAAAUUGGAAUUUUAAUCACACACAGGAAUUCUCUUCAUGUGCUUAAAGAAACAACAUCUACCAAAGCAGAGUGGAUUUUUUUCCUCAUUUGAUUAUUUUCAUUUCUUUCUGUUCUCAAGCACAUGAUCUUUUUUUUAUUUUUAGGCACUGUUUUGUUUCUUCACUUUUGCUAGACCUGUUCCAGAGUUAUCCUUCCAUUACAGUACCAUCAUUAAAGCUCUUGGGUGAUUAAAAAUAUCUAACACAGAAUUCAGUUUGAAUACUGUAUUAAGUUGCAGAUAGACCCAAGACUUUACAAUAUUUAGGUGUAUUAUCACGUUCCUACAGAAAAGGAAACCUCAGGUAAUAAGAGGAAAUAGUUUCAGUCUUCAUCUUGGCCUAUCUUUCCAUCUCGGAGAAAGACUCUUAAUGGAUUGAAAUGAAGAUAGCAUUUCUGAGCAUAUUUGUGCUAUUGAUCAGGAUAAUUAAUUUACAUCUUCUAAAGAUACAUCAUAUCUUGAAAAAAAUGAAAUCAAGUGAUUAAAAUUACAUAUUUAUCAACAUAAUGGUUUGGAAAAGAUGAGCCUAUCAAGUCCCCACCAGUUAGUUGCCCUUUAUCUGUUAGAUCUAGGAAGUACAGUAUUGCAAGGACCCUUGUGAUUGGCUCACAGCCAUUGUAUCAGCACAGUGCUGCGCACGUCAAGAGAAUAGCAGGUCUCCUCAGUGUGACCUCACUGUGUUCCUAAGAGGGGUUCUGCACGUCCUAGUGAUCAGCCUACCAAAGCAUCUGCCAUAGUGAAGGUAGCUCAGCACAUCCUCCCUUCUCUUACUUUCUGCCCAGGAACUUGUUUGUAAUUGCAUGUUUGCACCCGCGGAGUGUUUUUAGGGAGGGAGACGGAGAAACAGGAGGAUACCCAGAUUAUUCCCAAACAAGAAAAGAGACUGGAUUUGAUUUGAAUUGUCAGCCUCCUGUCAAGCCAAUCAGGCAAUUAAGGGUCAAAAAAAAAAAAUUUGGUUUGGUCACAAACCCUGCUGUCAGCUGGAGGUAACUUCCUGGUGAACUCCUGUCCCACCGUGUACAUCUUGCCCUCAGUUUAUUCAGUUCAGCAUUCUUUACUGCACUUUACUGCCUUUUGGAUGCCUAGCCCUCUGAUAGGCUCUAGAGAAGACACAGGGCCCGUACCUCUCACCCGUUACUGGUGACAGGGCAGGGCUGGGUGCAGAGAGAGUGUCUGGCACCUCACUCUCUCUAAAUGGGCCACUCGCCACCCAUUAAGAUGCUGCUCAAUGCCCAGGUGCCACAAGAGCCAAGGCACUUAGAAUCCCAGCAGCGAAGAGAAAGGAAACACUUUCCAGUGAGCAGAUUGACAGGCUUGCUAUAAUAUAACAGCUUCACUCCAAGUCAUAGUUCUAAAUGCCUGCCAUGAAUGUUAACA